Messenger RNA from Rosa chinensis, 1739 nucleotides. RefSeq names its product putative F-box protein At3g28280. The record is from RefSeq and is a predicted model, not a curated record. NCBI's taxonomy places the organism in Eukaryota, Viridiplantae, Streptophyta, Magnoliopsida, Rosales, Rosaceae. The transcript is spliced from 2 exons. Gene Ontology annotation, molecular function: protein binding. The coding region runs from base 128 to 1396 and encodes 422 amino acids.
GCAGGCAGAAGGUUGUGAAGGUUUGGCGGAGCUUGAAUUUUGGAUUCAACAGAGUCUAAUUUUAAGCGUACAGGAGCAACUGAAUCUACCUUGACAGUUCAGGUUUUAAGACCUUCAGCUGAAGUUGAUGAUGGCAAAAUCAAUAGGUAGCAAGAACUGGGGCCUAUUGAGGCUAGUGGAGGAAAGAUCAUUGAGCAAGAAAACAGAGGAAGAGAAAAAACAUCCACAAGAAACACAGAUCCCUUAUCUCCCUAAAGAUUGUAUCUCAAGCAUCCUUGUACGACUUCCUAUUGAAUCUCUUCAGAGGUCAAGUUUUGUGUGCAAGCCUUGGUUUAGCAUAAUUAAAAGUCCCAAAUUCAUCGAUGCUCAUCUCAACCGAUCUGAAUCUGUUUUGAUUUUUCUAUCGCCAAUAACAGAGGAAAGGUCAUAUUCUUUUUCCAUGGCAUCUGUUCCAGAAGAGAAUCCGAACACUGUCUCAGUUGAAUCAAAACUUCUACAGCCAAAUUGUAUCCCCAUUUUCAGCAACUCGUCCCUAAACUCUACAAAAUUUUCUGUUCAGUUUCUUACAAUUAAAAAUGGUAAGACUGAGAUAGGAGGGUACAGUUUAAAUUGCUUGGGAAGUAUCAGAGCCACCUGCAAUGGUCUAAUUUUACUUGAUAACAAAGUUAAGAAGGGAGGACUUAUAGUCUUGAAUCCUGUGACCAGGAAGCUGAUUGCUCUUCCUCUCGGUACCUUACAUCGCCCAUAUAAUGAAUCCUAUGGUUUUGCAUUGAGUGAUGUCACCGGUGAAUAUAAAAUAGUCCAUUUGUUUCGGGAUGAGUCGGGGUUUGUCAGCUGUGAAAUUUUGAGUCUUAGGAAAAAAGCAUGGAGAGCAGUCAAUGGUCUUGCAUCCGGGAUCUUUGGUUGGUUCGGAUAUACACCUGUUUCAGCAAUCGGAGCUUUGCACUGGAUUCCUCAAGUUGAUCGGAGCGAUUACAUUGUUUCUGUGGAAGUCCACAAGGAGAAGUUUCACCAAAUACCGCUCCCCAAAAGUUGCAGAACUCAUGACAGGAUUAUUGAAAUGGGAGGUGCAUUGGGUUUUGUCAUUCAUGAGGAGAUAAACCGCAUUGACGUCUGGAUUUUGAAGGGUUUCUGUGGGGAAGUCUGGACAAAGAAUCACAGUAUCACAGUGGGUUCCAUUAUAGACAUGAUUCCUUAUUUCAGUUUAAGGAUCAAGGGAGAUAUUAUUUUCAAGAGAGACGAAGAUGGCUCGCUAUAUGCUUAUGACUUUCAGCAAGAAGACUUGACGAAGGUUGAGAUGGUAGAGGAAUGUAUCCCAACGUCUUCUGCUACAUGCCUACCUCAUGUCAACAGCCUUGUAUCAUGGAUGGAUGAAAGUUCGGACGUGCAUGAUUGACUCUGUCCUCGGCUUCUGGAUAGAUUGUGCGCUAGUUUGACGGACUUCAAGCUUUAUUGGUUUUCUAAAUUUUAUUAUGGUCAAUAGGUGACAUAGAAAUAGGAGGUUGUAGAGUGGAAAUAAUGUGAGUGCUUUCAAUUUUGAUGGAUUGGGGCUAUAAUUGCUUGAUUGAAGAUGGUAUGAAUAUGUAAAUGGUGAUGAAUUACUGUGAAGAAACUGAUAGGCUAAAGAAAGUGUUAAAUUAUCGUUUAGGAAGUUGCAAAAAUAGAAGUUUUGUACAUAGGCUCCUGCUGCUUUUCCUUUUUUUUUUUUUUUUUCUAAUUUUCUGUGUAUAAAUGUGUGC